UCAGCAAAUCCACAAUGAGGACAGCCUCUAUUAUCUCCACCAUCUUCGUCCUGGCAGCCUGCCUUCUGAGAAGCAGCGAUGCGGUGACCUGCACCGCCGACCCCACUGUCGUAGGAUGCAUCAACUGCACCACCAAUCCCACCAACGCAGAGUGCGUGGCCGAGGCAGCCGCUGCCGUCACCACCAGCACAACCACAGUGGCUCCAACAACGACUAGGAGCACCACCACGACCACCAGGGCUACACCCACCUCCUCGGGCGGAAACCGGAAGACCGUGCGCAUAAGCGACCUAAACUACUCCGUCAACCGUCGCAUCCGCCUCAACAGCACCACAUCCCGAUCCACCAAUCGCAAUCGCAGGACCAACGGAAGACGCACCACCAACAGGAACUCCAACCGCAGGAAUAACAAUGCCAGGCGGGGAAACUCCAGAAAUAAACGGGGAAACGUUCGUGUAUAUGUUGGUUAAAUUUUUUAAAUGACUGUCAAUCAAUUCAAUAAAAA
Molecule: messenger RNA, 505 nt
Organism: Drosophila subpulchrella
Lineage: Eukaryota; Metazoa; Arthropoda; Insecta; Diptera; Drosophilidae
Product: salivary glue protein Sgs-3
Exons: 1
Coding region: 15-470 (151 amino acids)
Source: RefSeq, a predicted model, not a curated record